Messenger RNA from Sporothrix schenckii 1099-18, 3720 nucleotides. RefSeq lists its product as uncharacterized. NCBI's taxonomy places the organism in Eukaryota, Fungi, Ascomycota, Sordariomycetes, Ophiostomatales, Ophiostomataceae. The record is from RefSeq and is a predicted model, not a curated record. Bases 1 to 3720 code for a protein of 1239 amino acids. Gene Ontology annotation, molecular function: protein binding. The transcript has a single exon.
AUGCCGCUGCUCGACCGCACAGCGGCGGGGCUGGAGCCGGCCGGGCUCCAGCGGCUGCUGCCCAACGUGUCAAAAGCCAGCGGCACGUCGCCUGGUACCCUGCAGGCCCUGUUGUCACAGCGAGGAAUGCACGGAUCCGAUCCGCGAGACGGCUAUUUCGACAUGUACACUCCAGAGCUGUCCCAGGUCGAGCCACUCAAUGCCUCGGCCUUUUUGCUCGACUUCCUGUACCCAAAGGGCACCUUGACCUUUGUCCGGAGGCUGUCCAGAGCCACAGACCGCCGUGGCCGGGCAGACAGCUCAACCACCGCACCCACAUCCACCACGAAUCCUACGCAGACCGCAAAUUCCCCACGAAAACCAGCACCGAUACGACACUUUCGAUCCCUCCUCUCCUCCUCUGCGGCGGUAUCCGAUGGCGCCCAGGUCCAGAGCCAUCCAACGGCUGCGGCUGAUUACGCUUCUCACAGAGCCGCGGAUCUGUUUCGCAGCGACGUUGGCGGUCUGGCUCGGGCACCUCGCGAGGACCAGGGUGCCGUUCUUGUCGACCUGACGCAACUCCUCCAGCUGCGGCCGACAGCCACCGACCACGACGCCUUUGAGCGGGUGUGGGACCUGUACAGCCGGCUGGACGACGGGCCGCAAAAGACGGCGGUGAACCGCGCGGCCCUGCAGUUUCUGACGCCGUCCAAGCGGCCGACGGAAGCACACAGGGUCCUUCGUCUCUUUGAAACGAUUGACCCGUCGCAGUGGGACGCCGCCACUGUCGCCGCGGCCAUCAACACCCAGCUGCGCCUCCGAAACCGGACGGAAGCUCUCGCCAUCUUCCAGCGCAGCACGACCACGGGUGCUUGGGCAGACGGCGCAGCACCCGGGCUCGACCUGCUGAUCGCUAAUGCACUCAAGACGCUCUCGUGGGACGCCAUCUCGGCCGCGUGGAGCGUCUACAAGAAGAAGACCGGGCGGGUCAAGGCCGAGGAGCCGCUGCUCACGGCCGUUGUUGAGCUGCUGGGCCUGCAGGACAAGAUGCAGAUGUUCGCCGAGUUUAUCGAUAUGGCGGCCCAGAAAACACAGAAGCCGGAGCAGCCAGAGCUCUCAGAGUCGCCUGAACAGCUCGCGGCCCUCGAGCUGGCUGAGCACAACACCGACCCGGCCGAGCGCCUGGACCUCGAGUCCCUCAAAGAGGCAUUCAAGGCCAUUCUCGAGGCCUCGCUGAACCGCCUCGAUCCGGACGCCGCCUUGCCCCUCGUGCGGUCUCUGACAAACCCGCGUGUCCUCGAGAACUUCAUCCAGGUCCUCAUCAACAACAAGCGCUUCGACUUGGCAGCACAGGCCUAUGCGGAGUACCGCGUCAUGCCCAAGUUCCGGCCGCACACGUCCACCCUCGCCGACAUGGUGCGCCACGUCUACUACCCACACAACGCUCGCGGCAUGGAGGAGGUGCUCAAGGACUGGUACAACGCCAAGGGCCGCCUCAGCUUCUGGGGCUACCAAAAGUACCUCGCCUUUUACGCGUCCCGCGGCGACGUCACGUCCGUCUACCGCCUGUGGGACGAGUUCACCACUGUCUAUCCCACGGCCAUUGCGAGCGCCCAAGACACCUUUGCCCACCUGCUCAAAGUGCACGCCGUGCGCGGCGACCUGGCCCAGGUCGAGCAGGUCUUCGCCGAGACGUCGGACAAGUACAACGUGAAGCCCAACAUUAUCUGCUGGAACAUCCGUCUGCACGUCUAUGUCGAGCGCGGCGACUAUGCCAAGGCCAUGCAGAUCUUCGAGGACCUCUGCGAGGCUGUCGCGCCGGACGACUACAGUUUCAGCACCAUCAUGUCGAUUGUCGGCGGCCGCGGCGAUCUCGAGCUCGUCUCGGACCUGUAUUGGCUGGCCCAGCAGUGCGGCGUGAAAAUCACCGAGGCCAUCAUCGACCCCAUUGUCGAGGCCUACUGCCAAAACGAGCGCUACGACGACGCCGAGCGCCUCUGCGUCACCACCACGCGCGACGGCACCGUCGGCAGCAAGCCGUACACGGCGCUCUGGAACACGCUGCUGCACCACCACGCGCUCCGCCACGACCUGGUCGCCGUCAACCGCAUCCUCAACGUCAUGACCCGCCUCCACGUCAAGUACGACGGCAACACCUACAGCGCCCUGCUCUUUGCCCUGGCGCAGUGCCGCCAGCCCCGCCGCGCCGUCGAGCUUCUGCGCACCGCCCAGGAGGACGGCAUCUUCCGUCCCGAGGCGCAUCACUACACCCUGCUCAUGAUGGCCUACAUUCGCAGCAAACAGCCCCACCGCGCCCUGCAGGUCAACCGCCUCAUGCACCACAUGGGCUUCCAGCGCUCCAGCCAGCAGGUCCAGAUGGUCAUCAAGGCCUUUAGCCAGUGGCAGGACUUCCCCAAGGGCGACGCGCCCGCCGAGGGCGGCCUGAGCGCCACCGAGCGCCGCGAUCUGUUUGCCAAGGCGCUGCGCGAGUUCCAGCGCUCGCUCCAUGUGCAGGACCGCCGGGACGCGUCCAUGCCGUCGCGCGCCAAGGAGGCCGUCGGCCGCGACGCCGCACGCAUGCACCUCGGCGCCGUCCGCCGCUUCUCGUUUGUCCUCUUCAUGCUGCUGCAGGCGCGCGACUUUGCCGGUGUCGAAGAGGUGAUGCAGCUGUACAAGUCCAUUGCGCCCGCCGACGAGCACCAGCAGCCCCUGCCGCUGAAGCUGUGCAACGCGCUCAUGCUGUCCGACUACUACGAGGGCCGUUUCGACCGCGUCAAGGAGAUGUGGCAGAACAUCCUGGCCCGCACCCAGGAGGUCAGCCGCCCGCAAACCUUCGAGACGACGCGCCUCGAGUCCAUCCUCGGCCACGCCAAGGGUGACCAUGUUGCGACUGGCAUGCCGGCCGCCCCUGCCGCCCGCCAGGAGUCGAAGGAAGACCGGCCCGUGGUCGCCGGGUUGCGGUACGGCCUAACGGACCCGCUCAAGACCAUGCAGCGCCUGUACGCUGCGCAGCGGGACCCGGAGGGGCUGAUGAACCUCGUCAACAACGACGCCCUCGCCAAUGGCUUCUUGCUCGACAACAAGAACUGGAACCACUAUGUGCAGCACCUCGCCCGCCUCGGCCGCACGCGUGAGGCCUUUGCCGUCUGCGAAGAACAGCUCAUGGGCCAGUGGAGCGGCUUUGCUCCUCUCCGUGCCCUCCAUCGCCUGCGAGGGGAUGGGGACGGCAGCCCGUCUGGCAGGAAACAGCAAGCACAACAGCCCCUGUCGUCCUCACUGCCGCAGACACAGGGCAGGGUACCAUCGGAAUCUCCCGAGGCGCGGGAUGCAGUCUCCGACGGCAACGCCGGCACCAACGAACAAGACAUGAACAAGACGGGCAGCGCCAGCCCACGCAUGUCGCGCCUGAAGCGCAUCCGCGAGAGCGCCACCCGCUACAACCGCCCCAUGACCUACACCUUCAUGGUCCUGGCCAAGGCGUACCUGGAGCUCGAGCAGAUGGCCGUGUGGUCGUCGGCCGCCGAGCGGCAGUUCCACGAGCUGGGCGCCAAGAGCCCGCGCACGGUGCAUGCGGUGCGGACCAUGGUGCGCAUGAACUCGCGCAUCGAGGGGCGUGUGUUUGGCGGCAGUGACAAUGUGGCCACCGACGUGGGCAUCUUUCCACCAGCGGACAUGGACCCUGCGCCGUCGGAGUCGGCGCAGGAUAGUCGACAGCAACUCGCCUCGCAACGCGUCUUAUGA